Messenger RNA from Papaver somniferum (opium poppy), 893 nucleotides. RefSeq names its product cytokinin riboside 5'-monophosphate phosphoribohydrolase LOG3-like. The coding region runs from base 47 to 721 and encodes 224 amino acids. Lineage: Eukaryota; Viridiplantae; Streptophyta; Magnoliopsida; Ranunculales; Papaveraceae. The transcript is spliced from 7 exons. Gene Ontology annotation, biological process: cytokinin biosynthetic process. Gene Ontology annotation, molecular function: hydrolase activity, hydrolyzing N-glycosyl compounds. The record is from RefSeq and is a predicted model, not a curated record. Gene Ontology annotation, cellular component: cytosol; nucleus.
CUCAGAAAAGAAAGAAAGAAAGAGAGAGUAGAGACUAGACAAAGAUAUGGAAGGAGAGAAUAAAGUGAAAGAAUCCAAAUUCAAGAGCAUUUGUGUUUUUUGUGGUAGUAGUCAAGGAAGGAAGAGCAGUUAUCAAGAGGCUGCCAUUGAGCUUGGAAAUGAACUGGUGGCUAAGAAUAUUGAUUUGGUUUAUGGUGGAGGAAGUGUAGGGCUAAUGGGCUUAGUUUCACAAGCUGUUCAUGAUGGCGGUAGACAUGUUCUUGGAGUUAUCCCCAAGACACUCAUGCCUAGAGAGCUAACUGGUGAAACAGUUGGAGAAGUGAGAGCAGUUGCUGAUAUGCACCAAAGAAAAGCUGAAAUGGCUAGACAAUCCGAUGCUUUCAUUGCCUUACCUGGUGGUUAUGGAACUCUUGAAGAGCUACUAGAGGUAAUAACAUGGGCUCAGCUAGGCAUCCAUGAUAAACCGGUGGGAUUGUUGAAUGUUGAUGGGUACUACAACACAUUGUUAUGUUUCAUUGAUAAAGCUGUGGAAGAAGGGUUCAUUAGUCCCAAGGAACGGCAUAUUAUUAUAUCUGCUCCAACAGCCAAAGAGUUAGUAGUGAAGUUGGAGGAGUACAUACCCCGGCAUGAAGGAGUUGCUACAAAACAGAGCUGGGAAACAGAUCAACUAAUUGGUUACUCGUCUACAAAUUCUAAUGAUAUGCAAAGUUUAACAAAUUAACAUCCAAGCAAGAAUAUGACUGAUGCAGAUCGACUACAGACAAUAAUGUUGCAAGUGUACGACUGUGUCUGUUAUUAUUUAUUUUUUCUUUUUAGUUAACAAAACUAGUCAUAAAAAUCCAAGCAACCAAAGUUGUGGUACAAAAACUCCAUUCAAAUGUUGGGAUCCAUUA